UGCAGACCUGACGUUUACCUGAGAUUUACCAUCAAUACACAAAUACAACCGCUUUUCAUUUAGCAUAAAAACAGAUUUGUUUUGUUUCAUUUUCGAAGAGAUCGAUUAAUAUCAGUGAGUUAAAAUCUAUCUUCAGUGUUUUUCUCUGUUUUGCGUUAUUCCGGUGCGACUGUAAACGAGCAGAAUCGGACUAUAGCUUAUUAAUAACAUCACCUAUACCCGAUCUUGCAUACAGUGAGAUUACUGCAUUAUGAAGAAAACAAUACAUCUCAUUGUUUUAUUGUUUGCCGAUUAAGGAGUGGCAUUAUUAUAAGAAGAUCCCUGUUUGACAUCACAAGGGAAGCCAAAUUUCAAUGACUUAUUUUUUCCUGCAUCAGUGGUAUAUAAAAACCUUACAUAAUGAACUGUAUUGUUUUUAUUACCUCAGAGGCGUUUUUAUCUACAAACAACACAGGUGUCCUUACAUGGAAGUCGCCAUUUUGCACCGCCAUGUUUCUACAGUAGCCCUAAAUGGACAAACUAUAGUGCGUUUUGUCACCACUGUAUUUUGUCUUAGACGACAACAGGUUUGUCCUGUGGCUAUUGUAGCUUCUCUAUGCGUUUUGGUGAAUGGUAGACUAUGCCGUUGGUUGCAAUAUCACAUCUAGAUUUCACUAAAAUCUACACACUGCGCCUUUAAAAAAAAACAUUUUUGAUAAAUAGAAAUUCUAUCAGAUUUUAAUGGAGUAGCAGUGUUUGUGUCUGCAGGUGUAUUUGGUGUUGAUACUGAUGAAGCGAAGAUGAUGUCAGUGAUGGAGGGAGAUUCAGUCACUUUAAACCCGUGUGUUAAAAAAAACAUCCAGAAAGAGGAUAAGAUACGGUGGAAAUUUGGAGCCACGCGUGUUGCCGAGAAGGAAAUGGAUAAAGAGCCCUCGGUUGGCAUCACUCUAUAUGAUGGUGAUGAUGGGAUAUUCAGAAAGAGAUUGCAUGUGGAUCCUCAGACUGGAUCUCUCACCAUCAAAAACAUCAGGACCAACCACUCAGGACUUUAUGAAGCUGAGCUGACCUACAAAGAUAAAACAAUCAGAAAACUCUUCAAUGUCACUGUUAUUGGUGUGUUUGAUCCAUAUUCAUAUCAACUGAAGUCAGUGUCAGUGAUGGAGGGAACAUCUGUCCAACUUAAAACUUAUGUUACGGUGAAAAAAAAUGAUCUGAUGCUGUGGAAGUUUGGAAAUUCCCGGAAACAAUGCUCGUACAAUUCGAUCCAUCACUACCCGUGUCUCAGCGAUCUCACUGAUAUAGCCAAACUGGACAGAGAAACUCAAGAGAUCUCACUAGAUAAUGGUGAAGAUCAGCUAUUCACUGAUAAUCUCUCGCUGGACAAGCAGACUGGAGAUCUGACCAUCAGAAAUACCAGAACUCAACACACCGGAUAUUAUGUUCUACAGAUCAGCGGAAACAAUGAUACUCGCUACAGGGGAUUCAGUGUUACUGUCAGUGGUACAGAAUCACAGCAGUGUUUACAGAAUACACUCACAAUAGUUUCCCACGUGUUUGCAUUGAGUUUUCCAGUUGCAGUUGCAGUUGCAGUUGCUUUAAUCUGUUACUACAAGAAGAGAGCAUCUUCGCUAACCACCAGUGAUGGUGCUGCAGCAGGUCAACAGCUAGUGCCUAAAUCUACUGAUCCUGUUUCUUCCAUGUCUGAUUAAACCUCAGCAGAUGUGGAAGGUCAUUUGACUUCUGUGGUCACUGGGAUUGAUGUAACACCUACUCCAAAAUGCAAUUUCCAGCCUACACCAUGAAUCAGCAGGUCCUCCAGUUGAUCCAGCCGAGCUACAUUUUAGUACACCACAUUUAGUAUGCCACAACAUCUGACCACUCUUGUGGGUUUGCUACUAUUAGAAAUUAAAAACUGUAGAAAGGUAAAAACAUGCCUGGCAGAUAUUAUGAUUUAUACCACGGGUCUGUUGAAUGCUGUAUUCUGAUUGGUUGAGAAAUGUUUUGUGGGUCUUUUUCAGUAAACCGCACACCUAACUUGUCAAAUGUAUUACAAAUAGGCACCAGAGCAAUGUUUGUGGUAACCGUGGUAUAAGCCGAAUAAUUGACUCCGGUCCUUUGAAUUAUUGGAAAAUAAUGCACACCUGCAGUGUAAUGGCACAACGCAAGGGUGUGCAUUAUUUUCUUAUAAUUCAACGGCCCGUCGUCAAUUAUUUCUUACAUAAGGAACACAGCUACAAAUUAUAAAAUUCAUAAUGAGUGUGUUAGAUUUAUAGUGUGCAAAUUAUCAAGCAUUGACAAUAGUCAAUCAAUCGUAUUGGAAGCACCCAUGACCCCCAAAUAAAAUUCUGCUUAGUGCCCCAUAAAGGCUUGGGCCGGCCCUGAUUACAAGACAAUUACAUUCAUACACACACUGCAUAGUGAUUCUGCUGUUUUCUUAUAGAUCCCACACAACCCAGACUGAAUGAGGGACAAAGUCAGACUCAAAGUCUUCCUCUGUUGAGCCAUUAAGGAUUAAACUUAAAUAUGGGGGCUGAUUAACAUCCGACAUUUAAAGCAAAUUUCAAACAUAUACAAUAUACGCUUAGCUUUCAUGUGCCUCAUGUUUGUAUUUUUUAUUAUAAAAAUGUAGCUCUUGAUUGAUAAAUAAAUGAGAAUGUACAUAUUAUAUACAGUACUGUAAGAUGCAUUUCUGUAAAUAUUCUCUAUACUUUAUAAGCUAUGAUUAAUGUGAAUGUAAGGUCAGUACACAAUGUGUUUGUGUGAGACAGAUGAAAAACAGAUGCUGUACUAAACCUCAUGUUGAAGAUUGUGACGAUCCUUCAGACUGUAUGUACAGAAAACAGAGUUUAAGUCAAGUUGAAUACAAGUCUGUAUAAUACUGCUGUUCUAUAGGCUCUUACUGGACAUGCUUUGCUUAUUUCUAUACACAACAUUCAUGUGAACAAGUCAAACAUUAAUAAACACUGCCUUAAGAAGUCA
Messenger RNA from Paramisgurnus dabryanus, 2958 nucleotides. The record is from RefSeq and is a predicted model, not a curated record. NCBI's taxonomy places the organism in Eukaryota, Metazoa, Chordata, Actinopteri, Cypriniformes, Cobitidae.